AUGGGGAAGAAAAACAAGGAGCAAAACAAUAAUAAAGAAGAUAACAAUGAAAAUAAGAGAAAUAAAGAAUCAGAGAAAGGUGUUGUGUUGAAAGCAAAUAUACAUUGUGAAGGUUGCUCUAACCAAAUUUCUAAGUGCUUAAAAGGUUAUGAAGGAAUAAAUCACAUAAGGAUUGAUAGAGAAAAUCAUAGAAUCAUUCUCAAAGGAGACGUUAUAAACGAUCCAUUGAAGGUUUUGGAAAGACUUCAAAAGAAAUACAACAAAAAUGUUGAGCUCAUUUCACCAAAACCUAAGCCUGAAAACAAACAGAAAAAAGAACCAGAAAAAAAGGAACAGGUAAAAACAAAAAUUAUGGUGCUCAAGAUGUAUAUUCAUUGCGAAGGUUGUGUAAAUGAUAUCAAGAGAAAAAUUGAGAAAAUGGAAGGUGUGGAAUCUGUGGAAAUGGACAAGGAAAAUUCACUUGUUACUGUCAAAGGAAUAGUAGAUUCUUCAAAGCUUGUUGAAUAUGUGAAAAAGAAAUUUGGAAAGCAUGUAGAGAUUAUAAAUGAAGGGGAGAAAAAAGAUGAAAGAAAAAAAGAUGAAGGGAAAAAGAAUGAUGAGAGAGAUCAUGGACAUAUAAUUAUGUUUAGUUAUCCUUCUCAAUACUCUACCCAAUAUCUUUACCCGAAUCAAAACUUUAACGAUGAAAAUGCUUUUGCAUGUUCAAUAAUGUAA
This is a messenger RNA of Vicia faba (fava bean), 714 nucleotides long. NCBI's taxonomy places the organism in Eukaryota, Viridiplantae, Streptophyta, Magnoliopsida, Fabales, Fabaceae. The record is from the annotation of a GenBank genome assembly.